CCGCUUUCGAUGACCUUUCGAUUGAGACCGGGAUAGCGUAAUAGAACUCCCUCAAUGGCCACUUUAGCGCGAGAAUUAAAAACAAGAAAGUGAUAUUAGGCGACACGUGAAUGGAAUGGUCGUGACGUCAUUCACUACAGAACAGUCCUUUACCUAGCUUGUUAAACACCUUCAAAGCUUGGUCUUAUAACAACCCAGUGUAGCUAGCUAGUUAAUCAAGAUGGAUUUUCGCUGGUGUCUGAGUGUUGGCCCAGUUAUAAUCUUGUUCUUGUCCAUCCUGCCUUCCAGCCAGUUGAAAACAGUUUUCUUGGAUAUACUUUGUUGUCGUGUGGGGGAAUCUCUAUCCAUAGAAAUACCUGAUGAUGACCAGUGUCCUGUGUCAAACUUCAGUGUAUGUACAGAGAAAAUUGGCCAAGUGUUCGAGUAUAGCAAGAAGCUGUCAGAGUUGACUGUGGAUCCACGUUAUCAGGACAGGAUCCAGUUGAAGAAUGACGCCAACGGCCUUGCUGUUGUAAUUUGGAAUGUAACCAAAGAAGAUGUAAAGCAACACUAUUAUGUUGACUGCGCUUCUACAAUUCUAAAGAGAUUUGUAAUUCAAAUUUCAAGAAGUAUUGAGAGUUCAACCACCACAGCAUUCCCCCAACCAUCUACAACCACACCAGGGGGUAGCACUGAGAGUUCAACCACCACCGCAGCCCCCCAACCAUUUUCAACCACACCAGGUCUACCUGUCGAACAUCUUGCUUGGCUGGUACUGGUACCAGUAUGCCUAGGCGGCGUAGUACUACACAUCAGGAAUCGUAAAAAGUUGAAUGAAGAACCUCUCUCGGCCGUGCUGUAGAUCCCAUCAUCCACCUAUGUUCUAAAUCAAAACACGUCAACGGGCCUCCCGGGUGGCGCAGUGGUUAAGGGCGCUGUACUGCAGCGCCAGCUGUGCCAUCGGAGACUCUGGGUUCGCGCCCAGGCUCUGUCGUAACCGGCCGCGACUGGGAGGUACGUGGGUGAAGCACAAUUGGCCUCUAGCGUCGUCCGGGUUAGGGAGGGCUUGGCCGGUAGGGGUGUCCUUGUCUCAUCGCGCACCAGCGACUCCUGUGGCGGCCCGGGCACAGUGUGCGCUAACCAAGGUUGCCAGGUGCACGGUGUUUCCUCCGACACAUUGGUGCGGCUGGCUUCCGGGUUGGAUGCGCGCUGUGUUAAGAAGCAGUGCGGCUUGGUUGGGUUGUGUAUCGGAGGACGCAUGACUUUCAACCUUCGUCUCUCCCGAGCCCGUACGGGAGUUGUAGUGAUGAGACAAGAUAGUAGCUACUAAAACAAUUGGAUACCACGAAAUAGGGGAGAAAAAGGGGUGAAAUGUAUCUUUAAAAAAAAAAAAAACAUGUCAACGGACAGCAGAACAACGAAAAUGAUGGCUUUGUUAUUACUAAGGUUGGCUAGGCACUGUGAUUUUGCCCUGUCUGUGGGCUUGCCAUGAAAAUUUCUAAUCAAUCAAAUCAAACUCAGGGGCAUGUUGAUUGCUGCUUAGCGCCUUUGGAAUCUUUUUGAAAGUGCUUUCUAAAUGCAAUGUCCCAUUCACUUCUAUUGGGCGUCAGCUAGUGGUGGCUUAAGUUAUGUGACGUUUUGAAGUGGCUGUUUUAAAGGGAACUGAACCAUUACUGUUUCUCCUGGCCCAAAGACUUGACAGAGUGAGGAGCCUAACAAUAAGUUGUUUAAAAUCCUAAACUAUCACUUUAAACCCUCAGCCUUACUGCACAACUACUGUACUUAUGAUUUUCUUCAACCUUUAUAACGCUUGAUCAUUGUCAGCAUUACAUUCUGUGUUCCCUAUUCGGGGAGACGUUUAUACAGAUGUGCACAAUUUACUGUACUGUCAUUACACUGAUACCAAAACCAUUAUGUUCUAUUGUAUGAUUACACCUCUUAUGAUGAUGGGAUCGUUCUAAUACGUAUUUAUGAUCCAAGAUUUUCUUUAAGGUCAACAUAGUUGGAUUUUAUUUGUAUUUUUUACUGAAAGUAAUUUGAAAGUAACAAAUUGUGCACACUGCUGUUUUUAAAUGCACUUUUGUGACAACCUGAUGUAUGUACAGUUAUCUAAUGAAUAUUUUUGCUAAUGUAGAUGUGAAUUGGCCCCUCGUGAUAUUAAGACUGGUCGAUACACAAACAUUCCUUCAGAUAAACGUGACUGUUCUUUUUGUGAUGAUGGUUCCCAAGAAAAAUUAGGGAUCUUUUUUGCCAACUGUCCAGCCAUAAUGAAAUGCUACAUUUGAUCAGGUAACAAUGUGAAUGUCUUUUCAAAGCUUGCUGUCUCAUCCUCUAUCACAGACCUUUUAGAAGUUCCUGAAUGUCCUCUUAUUUACUGUACUUUGUUUAUGUAUAGAUAGCAAUAAUGUUUAGAUGAUUUAAUCUAUUUUAGAGGACUCCAAGGAACAUUCUGUGCAAUGUUUGACUGACUGCUUUUAGUGUCUCAACUGUGU
Oncorhynchus mykiss (rainbow trout) is the source of this 2471-nucleotide messenger RNA. The record is from RefSeq and is a predicted model, not a curated record. Lineage: Eukaryota; Metazoa; Chordata; Actinopteri; Salmoniformes; Salmonidae.